Molecule: messenger RNA, 2509 nt
Organism: Bufo bufo (common toad)
Lineage: Eukaryota; Metazoa; Chordata; Amphibia; Anura; Bufonidae
Gene: CLPTM1L
Product: CLPTM1 like
Exons: 18
Coding region: 167-1783 (538 amino acids)
Cellular component (GO): endomembrane system; membrane
Source: RefSeq, a predicted model, not a curated record
UUAUCGCUGACACGCCUUACGUCACUUCCGGGCCCGGCUGAUUUCCCGGUUUCUGCGCUGUCCCUCUCGGUUAGAGAGAGAUGCUAUAUACCGGCGAUAGAUCUUUCCUUCCUCUACCAGUUUUGGAUCCCAAAUUGCUUUUGUGCUGCACUUUUCUCCAUCUACGAUGCUGAACAGAAGCUCCUUCACUACCCUGGUGGUUGGCGUGUUCAUUGUAUAUGUAGUGCAUACCUGCUGGGUAAUGUAUGGCAUCGUCUACACAAAACCCUGUGAAAGCCACAGUGACAACUGUAUCAAGCCAUACCUAUCUAAGAGACCGAAGCUUCAGUUGAGUGUAUAUACUACUACAAGGACUAGUAUUAGCGCGGAGAAUAACGUUGAUUUGGUUUUGAAUGUUGACAACUUUGAUGUGGAGACAAGAUUUGAAAGAACUGUGAAUGUAACUGUUCCAAAGAAAACCAGAAAUAAUGGGACGCUGUAUGCAUAUAUAUUUCUGCACCACGCUGGAGUUUUACCCUGGCAUGAUGGUAAACAGGUGCACAUAGUGAGCCCAUUAACUACUUACAUGAUUCCCAGGCCUGAAGAGGUAAAUCUCAUCACAGGGGAAACUGGCACCCAGCAAAUUGAUACAGAAAAGAAAGAUUCCAAUGCUUUGGAUGAACCUGUCUCUCAUUGGAGGUCACGGCUCACGUUGAACGUUAUGGUGGACGAUUUCAUUUUUGAUGGUUCCUCACUACCUGCUGAUGUUCAUAGAUAUAUGAAAAUGAUACAGCUGGGGAAAUCUGUUCAUUACCUUCCCAUAUUAUUUAUCGAUCAGCUAAGUAAUCGAGUAAAGGAUUUAAUGAUGAUAAACCGCUCCACAACAGAACUUCCUCUGACCGUUUCUUAUGAUAAGAUAUCAUUGGGAAAACUUCGCUUUUGGAUUCAUAUGCAAGAUGCCGUUUACUCUUUACAGCAGUUUGGUUUUUCUGAAAAAGAUGCAGAUGAAGUAAAGGGGAUAUUUGUUGACACCAACCUUUAUUUUUUAGCACUCACUUUUUUUGUUGCUGCUUUUCAUCUUUUAUUUGAUUUUCUUGCAUUUAAAAAUGACAUUAGUUUUUGGAAAAAGAAGAAGAAUAUGGUUGGGAUGUCAACAAAAGCAGUAUUGUGGCGUUGCUUUAGUACUGUGGUAAUCUUCCUUUUCCUUCUGGAUGAACAAACCAGUUUAUUGGUAUUAAUUCCCGCUGGCAUUGGAGCUGUAAUAGAGGUGUGGAAGGUUAAGAAAGCCUUGAAAAUCACAUUCCAGUGGAGGGGUCUGAUGCCACUAAUCAAGUUCGGAGCCUGCAGUGAAUCCGAAAAGAAGACUGAAGAGUAUGAUACCCAGGCCAUGAAAUACCUGUCAUACUUGUUAUACCCUCUGUGUGUGGGGGGAGCCGUUUAUUCGCUCCUAAAUAUAAAAUACAAAAGCUGGUAUUCUUGGCUAAUAAACAGCUUUGUGAACGGUGUUUAUGCAUUCGGAUUCCUCUUCAUGUUGCCUCAGUUAUUUGUAAAUUAUAAGAUGAAAUCUGUGGCACAUUUACCAUGGAAGGCAUUCACCUAUAAAGCAUUUAACACCUUUAUUGAUGAUAUCUUCGCUUUUAUUAUAACCAUGCCAACCUCACACAGAUUAGCAUGUUUUAGAGAUGAUGUGGUCUUUCUAAUUUAUUUGUACCAAAGAUGGCUUUAUCCUGUGGAUAAGACUAGAGUAAAUGAAUAUGGCGAAUCCUACGAAGAAAAACCGAAACGCAAGCCACAUAUAAACUAGAUUUCAUUCAUAUGGACUACCUUAUCUCUUACUUGAAAGAUAUGGUGUGCAAUGAAGAAAACCGUGAAAUUAUCAAUGAGUAUUUUGAAUGCUGUGGCAAACCUAUCUGGACAUUGCACUGUCCGUGUUGCCAAAAUCUUAAAAUGUGUUUCAUUAACAAAACGUUUCCCACAGCUUUCCUUUCACUUUUAUCUUUAAUUUAUUUUAUACCAGUCAAAAUGGAGUUACCAUAAGAAAGCAGUAAUGCUGUUUAGUUUACUUUUUUAAGAAGGAAUACAUUCCAUUUACAUGCAGAGACUAUGUGCAUUCCUCAAUAUUUGGGACUCUGGUACUCUGAAGCUCUGGCUGACUGUAUAUAAUACUUACAAGUAAUGUUUCGUAAGGUAGCACAUGGUGUCAUCCACAUUCCGUUGCUCUUAUUUACAUGAGAUGUCUAAAACAUUGCUAUAAUCAAAAUCGGAUAUGUCAAGAAAUGAACAACGGGGCCCAAGCUUGAAGAGUAAUAUGCAUUUAUUACGGCACUUUGCAUUUUUGUUGAAAUGAUGUGCACCCGAUUCAGGUUUCAUAAGCAUGUUUUGACCAGAGCAGCAUGUUUUGGGAUAUAUGUUUUGGUCAUCAAUGUCAAAGUUGAGUAACUGUCAUUUACUGUUCUGUUUCUUUAAAAGGGACCGUUUUAUGUUUCUUUUCUGUUUUAUCUGGUUUAAAUAAAAUCUAAAUUGCAUAGAC